CCUCUCGGCCGCCCCGUCGGGAAACUGGCGAGCGGCUCGGCGGCGGCGGCUUGGCCUCGGCAGGAUAGGAUGUGGUUAGAACCUUGAGAACCGUGGGUUCCAGAGAGGGAGAGAGAACACUUUAGACAGCCAGACUGGAUCCAGAGAGCAGAUGUUCCAGAAAGCUUCAGUUUAACCCAAGGUCUCUUUCUCCAGAGAAAAUAAAAGGAACAAAGGUGUCUGCUUCUUCAAGGAACCACAGGCCGCGGCGCCUGGAUGAGGGUGCUGGAGUGACGGGUGAGUCCAGGAGGCCUUCCUGGAGGAGGAUACCGCUCUUAUGCUCCCGUUUUACUAUGUAAUCUCUGGAACCUGAUUAACUGCGUGUGCCCUCCUUGAGGGGAGGCCUUACCCAUCCCAGCUCUUCUCGAGUCCCUGGCACAGAGCUGAGGCCCCAGGCGUGGCCACUGUGGCAUAUCAAACUAUUCCCAAAGUGAGGUCCAAGGCUUGGUGCUGACCCUACUGGGUCCCGUUUAGGAAGAUGAGGCUCCUUCGAAGACGCCACAUGUCCCUGCGUCUAGCCAUGCUCGGCAGUGCCUUCAUGCUCUUCCUCUUCAUCCGGCAAAAGGACCAAAAGGACGUAAGCAAAAGGGAGCCGGCCAUGGAGAAACCGUGGCUAAAGUCCCUGGUGGGCCAGAAGGAUCACGUCCUGGACCUCAUGCUAGGUGCCGUAAACAACAUUAGAGAUGUCAUGCCCAAGCUGCAGAUCAGGGCUCCGGAACCCCAGCAGACUCUGCUCUCCACAAACCGCUCCUGCCUUCCGGGGUUCUAUACCCCUGCUGAGUUGAAGCCCUUCUGGGAGCGGCCACCUCAGGACCCCAGCAGCCCCGGGGCAGAUGGAAAAGCAUUUCAGAAGAAAGAAUGGACCCCUCUAGAGACCCAGGAAAAGGAUGAGGGCUAUAAGAAACACUGCUUCAACGCCUUUGCCAGUGACCGCAUCUCCUUGCAGAGGUCCCUGGGGCCAGACACCCGACCCCCAGAGUGUGUUGACCAGAGGUUCCGGCGUUGUCCCCCACUGCCCACCACCAGUGUGAUUAUUGUGUUCCACAAUGAAGCCUGGUCCACUCUGCUGCGCACAGUAUACAGCGUCCUGCACACCAGCCCUGCCAUCUUACUGAAGGAGAUCAUUCUGGUGGAUGACGCCAGUACAGAGGAGCACCUGAAGGAGAGGCUGGAGCAGUACGUACAGCAGCUGCAGAUCGUGAGGGUGGUGAGGCAGCAGGAGCGGAAGGGGCUCAUCACAGCCCGGCUGCUGGGGGCGAGUGUGGCGCAGGCCGAGGUGCUCACAUUCCUGGACGCCCACUGUGAGUGCUUCCAUGGCUGGCUGGAGCCCCUCCUGGCUCGAAUCGCUGAGGAUAAGACAGCGGUGGUGAGCCCAGACAUCGUCACCAUCGACCUUAACACUUUCCAGUUCUCCAAACCUGUACAGAAAGGCAAGGCCCACAGCCGUGGCAACUUUGACUGGAGCCUGACCUUCGGCUGGGAGACGCUCCCUGCACACGAGAAGCAGAGACGCAAGGAUGAGACCUACCCCAUCAAAUCCCCGACGUUUGCCGGUGGCCUCUUCUCCAUCUCCAAGGCCUACUUUGAGCACAUCGGUACCUAUGAUGACCAGAUGGAGAUCUGGGGAGGGGAGAAUGUGGAAAUGUCCUUCCGGGUGUGGCAGUGUGGAGGCCAGCUGGAGAUCAUCCCCUGCUCCGUGGUAGGCCAUGUGUUCCGAACCAAGAGCCCCCACACCUUCCCCAAGGGCACCAGUGUCAUUGCGCGCAAUCAGGUGCGCCUGGCCGAGGUCUGGAUGGACAGCUACAAGAAGAUCUUCUACAGGAGAAAUCUGCAGGCAGCAAAGAUGGUCCAGGAGAAUAAUUUCGGUGACAUUUCGGAGCGACUUCAGCUGAGAGAGCGGCUACACUGCCACGACUUUUCCUGGUAUCUGCACAAUGUCUAUCCAGAGAUGUUUGUCCCUGACCUGAACCCCACCUUCUAUGGAGCCAUCAAGAAUUUGGGCACCAAUCAGUGUUUGGAUGUGGGAGAGAACAACCGUGGAGGGAAACCCCUCAUCAUGUAUGUCUGCCACAACCUUGGCGGCAAUCAGUACUUUGAGUACACGUCCCAGCGGGACCUUCGUCACAACAUUGGGAAGCAGCUGUGUCUACAUGCCACUGCUAGCACACUGGGCCUUAGGAGCUGUCACUUCACUGGCAAAAAUAGCAACGUACCCAAGGACGAGGAAUGGGAGUUGACUCAGGAUCAACUCAUCAGGAACUCAGGAUCAGGCACCUGCCUGAUAUCCCAGGACAAAAAGCCAGCCAUGGCCCCCUGUAACCCCAGUGACCCCCGCCAGCUCUGGCUGUUUGUCUAGACCUAGGGUCGUCCCCACUGUAUAUCCAACAAGUCCCUCAGGAAGUGGGGUCACUGAGCACCUGGAAAUCUUCUCCCCUGCCUCCUCUGGAGGCCUAAGAGUUGGAUUUCCAAGCCCAGAGGCCAUCAAGGCAGAACUUCUUAAUUUUGCAACACCACUGGUCCCAUUUUAUUUCCUCCAUGCCAAUGGAAGAGACCAGGAGGUCACAUACUACUUGGCCCAAGGCCUUCCUCAUCUCCUAGAGACAGUGGCCUCCAAAGGUAACUGAAAAUAUGUCUUGCAGAGGGACUGGAAGCACAGAUACCCUCCCUGGUUAGCACACCCUAGUGCCAAACCGUUCUGACUUUACAGAGUGCCGAUAGCCUACAGCAUUUGUGCAAUUAUCCCUGGAAGAGAUGGGAAAAGAGCCCGUUGCACCAGUAAGAAGGGUGUGACUGAGCUGGGGUAGAGUUCAAGGAAACGGCCUGGGUUUGACUCCCUAACACCACAGAAAACAGAAAAGGAAGGCCAGGGGAGGAAAGCAGAGAUGGAGAAGGAGAGAGACUUCUCUGUCAUCACACAGUGAGCAGAUGACUCAAGCUGAGGCUGAGGUGUCACCUUUGGUGCUAAGCCUGGGCUCCUUCCAGCACGCAGGAACACUAGACCAUUCGAUGCGAGCCUUGCCAUCUAUUGACCCCUCUCUGACCAUUCUGGCUGGCUGGCUGGCCAGCCUCCAGAUAGCCAGGCAGCAAGAUAGGAUCCUGAGAAUCCUGGGCUGUUAGUGUGGAAGGAAUUUCAUGGGCUGAGGUGCCCGUGAGCCUAAACGCACAAGGCUUGGCCCCUUUGUUCUAACCCAUAUAUAAGGAGAUAAAGAGCAAAGCAGGAACUAGGCAUGAAGAUGCAGGCUUGCAGUCUUGGAACUUACAGACUAACGCAUCUCAAACCCAAGGCCACCCUGGGCUACAGAGUUCAACCUUGUCUUGAAAGCAAUACAAAAUAGCAUGAGGGAUAUGAGGGCAAUGCCUCAUAGCCCUUGAAUUAGGGUAGAACGAUUUUUAAAUUUAUUUUUAAGCAAAAGCUAAAUAGGUGUUUUGUCCAAGGUCACCUGGCAAGGUGUUUGCCAGCUCUGAGGCCAAACACCAGAUAAGGCUAAUCGGAGUCCUAGCAAGUCUGAGGGGUCAGGGACAGUGUGCAGAUGCCUGAAGGACUGACGCCAUCAGCUGUCCUUGCACAAGUGCUCUGUGUGGAACCUACCUGAGGAUGCCAACCUUUCUACAAUCAACUUGGACCCUACUGUUCUGCCUGGAAGAAAAUAGAAAUGUCCAGGGAGGCGUUGGGGGACUGCAGUAUCAAGCUGUCACCACAUGAGGGCGCCAUGGAAUCACAGCUUCCUCCUGCUCCAUGCAACUAACUGCACAUUGCAGGAAGUCUCCCAGGUUCCCUGGGAGACAGUCAGGGAUGGUCUAGCCAAAGGGAAGGAAACUGGCCGAGCUGUGGUCCAGGGUGGGGGAAGGGAAGAGAGUCUGACAUGGGGACCCGGAGGGAAUAAAGGUUUUAUGGUAUUGGUA
Molecule: messenger RNA, 3942 nt
Organism: Mesocricetus auratus (golden hamster)
Lineage: Eukaryota; Metazoa; Chordata; Mammalia; Rodentia; Cricetidae
Gene: Galnt6
Product: polypeptide N-acetylgalactosaminyltransferase 6
Exons: 13
Coding region: 518-2395 (625 amino acids)
Cellular component (GO): Golgi apparatus
Source: RefSeq, a predicted model, not a curated record